ACUUGCCAAACAUGCAGAUAACAAGUUGCGGCUUCACAACGUAAACGUCGAACUCAACGAGGCGAAGGAAACGGUGUCUCUACUAUGCCUAGAGGCAGAUCCUGUCGACCAUGUCCCUGCUGCUUUUAUCGCGCAAAUAGGUAUCAGUCCAGAUACAGCUCUUGCCUGACCCCACCUGAAUACUUGAAGGACUUGCUUAGAAGCAUAGAUUCCCAAGGAAGGCACUUUAAUGACAGCAUAAAGUCCAAAGGACAUAGAACAGGGGUAACAAGUGUGUUAUACAGAGCAUUAAAACGGAGAGAAAGGCAAGGUGAUGCUAUAGUUGUAGCAGUCGACGAACUCAGAACGUCAAAGAUAAAGCAUUAUUCUCUAAAUUUUGAUUUUCCUACUAAACUACCUAUAGAUAUGCAACUCUUGUGACAAGAUGUCGUUUACAACUGCUUUUCUGGGCCUCCAUAGUAUCCUUUGUGGAUGUGGUAGACUAUAAUGAACUUUGUCGCCGUAUCAAACACAAUU
Molecule: messenger RNA, 516 nt
Organism: Rhizopus microsporus ATCC 52813
Lineage: Eukaryota; Fungi; Mucoromycota; Mucoromycetes; Mucorales; Rhizopodaceae
Exons: 1
Coding region: 85-420 (111 amino acids)
Source: RefSeq, a predicted model, not a curated record